CUUAUAGCUGCUCUUUGCUUUCCACACUCAGACAGCAGAUCCCAGAGGAACGGACUGCCAGGCCCUGCCAGCUUCUGGGCUUUGCCUACUCUGUGCCUGCUGUUGUCCAACAGCUUCUGCCUUUCUCUUGUCCUGUUAAACCUCACCACCACCACCACCCCAGUCUGAAAUUUGCCCAGCUCAGAUCUCACCCCAUCUCCUUCUUCUGAGCAGCUGUGAAGCCAGGAGGAGAUAGGCCAUGGCUGCGUACCUGCUGGCAGUUGCCAUCCUCUUCUGCAUCCAGGGCUGGCCAUCGGGGACAGUGCAGGGACAAGCGAUGCCCUUUAUGGAAGUGUAUGAACGCAGCGUCUGCCAGACCAGGGAGAUGCUAGUGUCCAUCCUCGAUGAGCACCCCGAUGAAGUUGCCCACCUCUUCAGGCCCUCCUGUGUCACCGUGUUGCGAUGCGGUGGCUGCUGCGCCGACGAAAGCCUCACGUGCACCGCUACAGGAAAGCGCUCCGUCGGUCGGGAGAUCAUGCGGGUGGAUCCCCGCAAGGGGACUUCGAAGAUAGAGGUGAUGCAAUUCACGGAGCACACGGAGUGUGAAUGCAGGCCAAGAAGCACAGUGAACAACGGGAAGCGCAAGAAGAACCCAAAGGAAGGGGAGCCGAGAGCCAAGUUCCCCUUGGUCUGAUCAGCUUUUGACUCCGGGAGCCCUUUGAGGCUUCACAGCCCACCAAGGUGGGGAGGCUCUGGUCUGCAAAGCCAGCUGGGGACGGCCCUGGGUCCCUGUUCUCCUCUUUCUGAUGCUGGGGGUGGGUGGGAAAGGGAGGCAUCUCCAACAUCUGGAGAAGUUGCUAUGUAUCCAUCUACACUUCUAUGACAGCCGGGCCUGGCCUGGCCUCUUCCAUGUUUGUUGACCUGCAAAACACAUCACUCCCAGGCUGCAAGGCCAGAACUGAAGAGCGAAGGCAGCUUCCUUCUCCAGUAACUCAGGAAUCGAGUUUGAAUUUCUGGCAUCCGAAAGCCUCUUUGACCAGCUAACUCCUCAGAGUUUGCCAUUUUGUGUCAGCCUUAAUAGCUUGUAGUAAAAUUGUCCUUGUAAUACACAAUUUUUAAAAUUAAGAUUUGCUAUCUCCCGACCCCUCAUCAGGGGAGCUGGGGAAAAACAUUUAGUUUCUUUUAAAGAAUGUGGAAUUAUGUCUUUUAGCCCCGUCUGGAUCUGCAUGACUUUCAGAGCCUUGGAAUAAAUGGAGUAAACUAAA
Molecule: messenger RNA, 1244 nt
Organism: Crotalus tigris (Tiger rattlesnake)
Lineage: Eukaryota; Metazoa; Chordata; Lepidosauria; Squamata; Viperidae
Product: snake venom vascular endothelial growth factor toxin cratrin
Exons: 6
Coding region: 239-673 (144 amino acids)
Biological process (GO): positive regulation of endothelial cell proliferation; sprouting angiogenesis; induction of positive chemotaxis
Cellular component (GO): membrane
Molecular function (GO): chemoattractant activity; vascular endothelial growth factor receptor 1 binding; growth factor activity
Source: RefSeq, a predicted model, not a curated record